Molecule: messenger RNA, 4173 nt
Organism: Ziziphus jujuba (common jujube)
Lineage: Eukaryota; Viridiplantae; Streptophyta; Magnoliopsida; Rosales; Rhamnaceae
Product: SNF2 domain-containing protein CLASSY 3
Exons: 3
Coding region: 390-3818 (1142 amino acids)
Biological process (GO): gene silencing by siRNA-directed DNA methylation
Molecular function (GO): ATP binding; ATP-dependent chromatin remodeler activity
Source: RefSeq, a predicted model, not a curated record
ACAGUGGUCCGCUUGGCUUUUCUUCUCUCUUUUUCCCUUUGCAUGCACAAUCUUUCGCGCCCUUUUGCCUACUCCUAUUUUGUCCACUCUCUCUCUCUCUCUCUCUCUCUCUACCUCUGCAACUUUCGGCCAUUGUUACCCUUUCCACUCUUUUCUCUCUUUCUUUUGUUUUCUCUGGGUUUACGUUUUCAACAAUCUUUGAUGGGUUUUUGUUUUUCUUGCUGUAAAUGUCAAUGUUCUUAGUUUUGUUUGCUUUAUUUGCUCUGUGUUUGCUUAAAAAAAGUCACUGACUUUUGCGCCUUUUUGUCUCUCUCUUUUUUUUUUUUGGUUUUUCUUUUCUGGGUUUUUAUUUUUGUAGAAGAAAGUUUGGGUCUUUGUUAUUGUUAGAUAUGGACCCUCUUUUGCCGGUAGCGAGGAGAACGAGACAGAGUCAUGAUAUAUUUUACAGACAGCUUUUUCGGAAGAGAAAGGAGGAGGAGAUGAGGAAGAAAGAGAAGGAGAAGGAGACGAAUAAUGUUUGUGACUCGGAGUCGGGUUGUUCAAGGACAGAGGAGAAAAUGGUGGGGAAGAGAAAAAGGGGUGAUGGGUCUGAGAAAUUGGAGUCUGAUUCUGUGAAGGACUAUGAGUCAACAGCUAGUGUAGAUGAUGUAAAAAAUUCUCAUAUGGCUUUCAAGAAUAGAGCAGAGGAGUGGGAUAUAAUCGAUGUAGAUGAUAGUGAUGAUGGAAUGGUUUCUGUGAAUGAUUCAGAUUCAGAUUCGGGUUCUAAGAGUUUGGAGGGAAAAAAAGAAGGGGAUAUUUGUGAGCCCCAACGAACUGCCUCACAGUUUAAUGUGACAAGUGGAAAGGAAAAAAUGGAACCUGGGUCCGCUAGUCACCCUUUUUGCAUUGAUGAUGAUGAUGAUGAUGAUGAUGGUGGUGGUGGUGGUGGUGUGCUGGAACCUUCUUCAUCUGAUAGCGAAGAUGUUGAAUCGUCAUCAACUGAGAACAAUGAUGAUGAGGAUAGUGAUUCAGAAUAUGACCAGAAAUCUUCACCAACUGAGGAUGAUGAUGAUGAUGAUAAUACUAGUGAAGAUGAUGAUUAUACUAGUGAUGACGAGGAUACCAGUGAUGAUGAUUUCAAUGUAAAGAAGACUAGCCAUCAUAGAAAGAAAGCUCGGUCGAAUGAUAAAAUAGUUGAUGUUGAUACUGAUGAGAAUGGCCAUCGGUUAGUUAGGAAAACUGGGUUUGAUAGAGAGAAAUGUGUAUAUGACCCUAGGAAAAAAAUGGAAUAUGUGAAGAAAGGUUUUGAUGAUGAGCUGGAUGAUUGUAGGAAACAUAAGGACUAUGAGAAGAAAUGUUUGGAUGAUGAUGAUGAGCUGGAAUUGGAAAAGCCCAAAAAGAAAAAGGAAAUCGGUGUGAAUGUGAAAAAAAAUUAUAAUGCUUCUAAGAUUCUCAUGGAUUCCAUUCUUGAGAGAGGGGAAGUGAAUCUGGAAGAGUUACUUUCUUCUAGAAAUAAAGACCCCCAAGCCGAAACAAAUCCAUCUGGUGAUGAAACAGUGCUUCCCCUCAAAUUCACUUUUGGAGUCGAGGAGCCAAAGCCACCAGAGAUUUCAGAUUUUGAUAGAGAAUUGGAGAGGCUUUGGGCUGAGUAUGCUUUUGCGUUGAGAUCUUGUGAGAUUGGUUCCGGCCAGCAGGUUGAAAAUGAAGAUUUCCUACCUCCAGAGAAAGAAGUUGAUAUAGCUUUCCUUUGCAGUCGAGGGAAACAUCAGCUUGUUCUUGAUGAAGAAAUUGGACUUCGAUGUACAUAUUGCUCAUUUGUUGAACUGGAGAUCAAGUACUGUGUACCCGAAUUUUGCAAAAAUCCGUGGGGAAGAUCAGAUGCAAGAGAGCUUGGCAAAUCUGACAACUCCAGCUUUUUUGAGUUUCAGAAAGAAUUUGGUUGUGAUUCCCAUUUUGACUGUGGUUUCUACGAUCAUGCUGAUGGCACAGUUUGGGAUCUAAUUCCUGGUACCAGGAGUAGCAUGUUUCCACAUCAGCGUGAAGGCUUUGAGUUCAUCUGGAAUAAAAUUGCCGGAUCAAUUGAUCUUGAAACGUUGAAAAAAGGUACAGGCUCUGAUGGUGGGAGUGGCUGCAUCAUUUCUCAUGCUCCUGGGACAGGAAAGACUCGUUUGACGAUUAUCUUUCUCCAGACGUACAUGAAAUUAUACCCGAAUUGCAAGCCAAUGAUUAUUGCUCCUCCCAGCAUGCUCCUGACAUGGGAAGAGGAGUUUCAAAAGUGGAAUGUCGACAUUCCAAUUCACAAUCUUAGCAAGGCUGAAUUGUCAGGAAUGGAAAAUGAUUUGGCUGUCAGUCUGCUUUUCAAGAAAAAGAAGCAUGUCAAUCGAGAAAGGGAUGUAGAUGUAAAUGGAAUCCGCUGGGCGAAGUUGUAUUCCUGGUGCAAAAAAGGUGGCAUCCUGGGCAUCAGUUACCCUCUGUUUGAGCAAUUGGCAGGAAAAAGGAACAAACCUGAUGGUAAAAAGGGCUGGAAAAAAUGCAAAGAUGCUGAGGAUGAGAGAGCCAGGAAACGGAAAACUGCCGAAUGUGAAGAGUUCAGCAAAGUCCUUCUUGAAUAUCCUGGUCUGGUAGUAUUUGAUGAAGGGCAUACCCCUCGCAAUGAGGAUAGCCUUAUCUGGAAGGCAGUUUCGGAAAUCCAAACGAAGAAGCGGAUUCUUCUCUCAGGAACUCCUUUCCAGAAUAAUUUUAAUGAGCUGUUCAACACUCUGUGCUUGGUGCAGCCAGAUUUUGAAAAGAAGCUUGAAGAUGCAUGUAAAGAAGAUUCUGAUAGGAAGUAUGCAGGGAAAAGGAAAAAUCGUGCAAAAUUGCUUUGGUCCAGAUUCACCAGUUCCAUUGGUAAAGGUGAAGAUGAAAUGGAAGAUGCCAACCUAAAAACUCUUAGGGUUAUUAUUGACCGUUUAGCUCAUGUACACAAUGGUAACAUAUUGCAAGAGCAUCUUCCUGGGUUGAGGAGUGUAUUGGUGAAAUUAAAGCCGGCUCCAUUGCAGGAGCGUGUCAUUGAGGACAUUCAAAGGAGCACAAAUUACUUCAGAAGGCAAUACGAGGAGACUUUAGCCUCUAUCCAUCCUUCACUGUUGCUUACAAGAGUAGGAGAACUUUCUGUAAGCGAGGAUGAUUUGAAAAGAGAUAAAAUGAAUCCUCAUGCUGGAGUGAAAACCAAAUUUCUAAUAGAACUCAUACAGCUUAGUGAGGCUUUAAAUGAGAAAGUGCUGGUUUUCAGUCAGUUUCUUGAUCCAUUGAACUUCAUUAAGGACCUGCUUAGAUCCUAUCUCAACUGGCACGAGGACAGGGAAGUUAUGUGUUUAGAUGGAAAUUGCGACAUCAAGCAGCGACACUCCUCCUUAAAAGUUUUCAACGAUCCAUCUAGUGAAGCAAAGGUUUUACUUGCAUCGACCAAAGCCUGUGGAGAAGGGAUUAAUCUAGUUGGUGCAUCAAGGGUUGUGUUGCUGGAUGUUGAAUGGAACCCAUCUGUUGAGCGUCAAGCUAUAUGCCGUGCAUUCAGAGUUGGGCAGAAAAAAUUUGUAUACACAUACCAUCUCAUCACAUCAGGGUCAAAUGAAGAGGAGAAAAAUAGAAGGCAAGCUGAGAAGGACAGGCAGUCGAAGUUGAUAUUUUGUACUUCAGACAAGGCCAAUGAGCAGCAGAAAGUCCAAGCUACAGCUUGCGAGGAUAAAAUUCUUGAAGAGAUGGUUCGACAUGAAAAACUUAGGAGCAUGUUUGUGGAGUUGGCACAGCAAAAGUCUAAUCUGAUGGAGGACAAGGAAAGUUCACCCUCAACAUCUUAGCUAUGCAAGCAUCGUGGUAUCAGUAAAGCUAAACAGUGUUCAUACAUAUCCAUGGUUGAAAUUUGUAUAUAGUUUGUAGACGGUUAAUAUGGUUCACUUUUUUGAAGUUGAAACUCUAAUCUGAGCUAGGAUGGAAAAUUCUGGGAUUCAGGUGAUAUGAUCCCGUGUUUAGUCUUUUCGUUUUUGGAUUUUUGGAUUGACAGAGUGCAUAGAAGGUGAUGACCAUACAGUGAUAUAUCCAACUUGAUGGCUGACAUAAUAAUCAAACUGUACCUUCCAAGUUGGGAUCAUAGCUAAACAGUUCUAGUUGCUAAAAUAGAAGAUGUACAUGUAUAUAUAAAUCACUUUUGAUCUA